AUGAUCCCCGUGGCAGGCCGCCGCAAAGGCCUGAGUCAGGCACCUAAUUUGGGGUCUGCGGGGAACAAUGAGACAAACUCAUCGCUUGGUGGAGGCUUCACCACCUCAACCGGAGCAGCACCUUCACCUGCUACCGCCGGGGACGCCCUUUCGUUUCUUGACUUCGAUAACGACACCGGACCCACACAAGCUUCCGCACCCGUCGCAUCACGAAGGGGAGCCCCCACAGCUGCACCCCCUCAGCGGGACACACUUUCGUUUCUCGAUUUCGAUGACGAUGAAGGACCUUCCAAGCCUUCAGCACCUGCUGCGUCAAGGAGGACGGCACCCCCAGUCGCCCCCGCCCCUGCGCAGAGCGCCCCGUCAUUUCUUGAUUUUGACGAUGAUGACGGACCCACAAAACCACCCCCGCGAUCGCAACCUCCGGCAUCUGCCGCCUCCAGAGGGGCACCCGCUCAGGCAGUGCCCUCCUUUCUCGAUUUCGAUGACGAUGCUCCUGCAAAUGUUCCUUCAACACCUCAACCCUCUGCUGCGGUGUCUUUAGAAAUCACUAAUCGGUGGCACGAACUGCAGAAGGAGCUCCAACGCGUGCAAGUUGAGACCCUCAGUUGCGAGGAGGUGAUUCGGAAGUUCGAAAGCGGCGAACACGAAUUGUGCCUGGAAGUGGGGACUCUAGACGAACAAGUGCAGCAGAAGCAGGCGGCGGGGGAGAAGGCAGCUGCAGCGCGAGAAGAGUUGGAGAGGGCGCUGGAACUAAGACGCCAACAGCUCACAGAAGAGAACGAGGCAAAGCACAAACAACUAUUAGUGGAGGGUGUCAAUACCAUGCGAGAGCGGUACGAGGACGAGCUGAGUACUCUAACUGCAUCUGUAGAAGACCAGAAAGUGAACCUGUUGGCUGUUGAAGAGAAGCACAGCACUAUGGAUGGGUCGAUCAGCAGUGUUGAAUUAUAUGAACGAGCGGUUUGUCAACUGCAAGAGAGGUUGAAGGCAACGCUGCGCGACAUAAGCGCUGCGGUUUGCUUGCGAAUCAAACCGUCGCUCACUAAUUGCAUCAGAGACACCGUAGCACAGUUUGCCCAGGAGAGGUCGGAUAUGCAGUGCAAUGAUCGGCGUAGAAGACGCGAGCAGUUGGACACUUUCCAGAAGAAUGUGGAUAAAGGAUUCUCAUCAUUUUGUGAAGAACGGCGAACUAAACAUCAGUCGCGAGUGGACUCCAUCUUUGGUGGAGAGAGAUUUCGUUUCCAAGCAGAGGUUGAGCGACGGUUUACCACGUCUAGGAUGGAGUUUAUGGAACGACAGAAGGAGCUUACAGCUGAGGCAAAGAAAGGAGCGCUGAUUACUUUUGAGGAGAUGACGCGUCGAGCAGCCGCAGAUAUGGAGGUGUUUCAGAGAAAGAUGAAGGAAGAACUGAGGUUGAUGGAGGAGCGAUAUGCUGCUGAGUUGGCUCAUCUUGCGCGGCUUCAGGCUUCGGAGAAGGCGGCGGCACUUCGACCCCGCUGUGAAAAUGAUGAGCUGGGCUCCAGCGUUACUGCCGCCACGCCUUCAGUUUGUAAGGCAGUUGAAAAGGAUGUGAGGUACUUGCGGGAGCGCGUGGAACAGAUUAAGCAGUCUGUCUCACUCGAUAUCCAGGAUCUUUCUAUUGCUUCACAGCACCCUAGAUGUGAAUCUCUCUCUGCGUUGGGGAAGGAGCGCAUGCUGGCGGAACUGGAGGAAAAAGUGCGUCUGCUUAGUCGCCAGUUCGGUGCUCAGUGGCAGCGUUUUAAAUCUGCAGUGGGACCGCUGCAUCAAUCCGUGCAGCUGAUGGUACGUGGGUUGCAGGACGGGCGAGUGAGAGCCGCUGCUCAACAACAGGAAACUGAAUGUAUUUAUCGUGAGUGGACCCAAAGUGUUAGGAAGGAAUUGUCAAUGUGUUUGACAAGUGGUGGGGCGUCGUCAGAGUCUGCGGAAUUACAAAGCGGGCUUGUGUCUAUGACUCGGGUAGUGGAGAUGGCACGGGCGCAGGUUCAGGCUGUACUGGAGGCUCAGAGGCAUCGCUCCGAGGUGCUAAGGGGCUUUAAUUCCGAGGUACAGGAGAGCCUAUCUGCACUUGUUAAGCAGCGCGUAGCCUCAAACGGCACCCUCCAUUCUGUAUUUGAUGAGUAUGAGCGUCUGUCCCAUGCGGCGGCGGAGGUGGAGGCGAAGCGUAGGGCCCUUGAGGUGGCAGCAGAAAAUUACGAUCACGCGAAACAAGUAUUGGAAAAGGAACGUGAAACAUUCGAUGGUAGGUUGAAGGUGGCGCAAGAGCUUGGCGUCAAACUCCGGAUCGAUUCAGAGAAACUGGAGAGGAAGGCAGCGCGGUAUGCGCGCGCUCGGCUUUCUGGUGGCUCACAGUUUGUACGGGCUGUUACAAUGGAAAAACCACUUCGUGAUCGUCUGCAGUGCGGAAAACGUAUGGAGUGGAGGAGUCAAUCUCACGGACAUUCUCCCAGAAAGCGGGCGGCGGAUUGUGUGUCUGGCCACCCAUCGCCUAGUUCCGCGGAGUACAGGCGCUCUGCAACUGCGUCGAACGGUGGAGAUGUGCUCGACUUUGUUACUCUUCUGAGUUUUGAUGAUGCCGUGGGGCAAGGUGACUCUGGAGACUUGCAACACAAGCGGCAACCGUGCCAGUAUAGAAGCACUACGUCGUUUGAUCCGUCAAGUUGUGGCAGUGACGGAACGUACUUUACAACACCUUCAACUCUCAACUAA
Messenger RNA from Trypanosoma brucei brucei TREU927, 2730 nucleotides. RefSeq lists its product as hypothetical. Lineage: Eukaryota; Euglenozoa; Kinetoplastea; Trypanosomatida; Trypanosomatidae. Bases 1 to 2730 code for a protein of 909 amino acids. The transcript has a single exon. The record is from RefSeq and is a predicted model, not a curated record.